Messenger RNA from Cricetulus griseus (Chinese hamster), 7390 nucleotides. The record is from RefSeq and is a predicted model, not a curated record. NCBI's taxonomy places the organism in Eukaryota, Metazoa, Chordata, Mammalia, Rodentia, Cricetidae.
AAGAGUUUACAGCUCAGGAUGUGAAGAGACGUGGUACCAGCAUCUGCUCUGCUCUGUUGAGUACUUAUUUCAUGUAAAAAGGAGGUGUCUUCUUGACAGGAUACUAAAGGAGGAAAUUCCUUCACGAGGAGAGAUGAAGAAAUCUAUAUAUAAUCAGAAUGUGAGUGAUCAGGAGUGUGACGAUAUGGAAGGUGAAGAAAACAGAAAUAAUGCUGGUACCUCUGGCCUAUUGUACAAUGAAGCGGACAGAUGUCCAAUAUGUCUUAGUUGCCUGUUAGGAAAGGAAGUUGGUUUUCCAGAAAGUUGUAAUCAUGUCUUCUGUCUGACUUGUAUUCUUAAGUGGUCAGAGAUACUCGCUUCUUGUCCAAUCGACCGGAAACCUUUUCAGGCCGUGUUUGAACUCAGUGUAUUUGAAGAUUGUGGUAAGAUUCAAGUAAAAAGACAGUUGAGAGAAAUAAAAGACAAGGAAAAUGAAAGGUUUUUAAAGAAACAACUCUCUUAUCAUGAAAGUUCCAAAAGUGAUAAAAGAAAAGGAAACAGCAUCCGAGAAGAUCUAUUGUGUGAAAGAUUUCAUUACUUGCAGGUGUCACAUAGAAACUGUUCAGACAAUAAAAUUGGUGAAAAGAAAAAUACUACAGUAAAGACAAAUAAGGUUCAAAGAUCAAAUCAGUGUAGAGAUCCUUGUAUGGGGAAUUUUGUACUCAGUUUGUUUUCAUGUGGCAGCCACAGUGUGGGCCCUCGAGCCUAUAGAGCUUCCUGUACAGAAUCUGUAGAUGUCAAUGAAAUGAGUUCAUUGAUUAGGCAAAAACGACAGGAAAUGGAGUUGUCCUGGUUUUCUAAUACAUUACCUGGAAGUGGAAGAGUUGAUUUUGUGCCAUGGAGUGUUGAAGCAGAAGUCAUUCCUCUGAUUACCUCUGUGUUGCCAAGGACUAUUUUCCCAGCAAGUACCAUGUCAUUAGACACUUUUGGUACUUAUCAUAAGGGAUAUGCAUUAGCACAUACCCAAGGAGGAGGAGAAAAAAAGCAAACUUCUGGCACAUCAAAUACCAGAGGAUCAAGACGAAAACCUGCAACUACUGUUCCUACAAGGAGGUCCACACGAAACACAAGAGCUGAGACAGUCAGUCAGCCCCAGAAGUCCCCAGUAUCAAAUAAUUCUGAGUGUGAUGCCCCGGGGAAUAGUAAUUCCUCUGUAAGUAUUUCCCCUCCAGCUGAAUCAGAAAAGCAAACAAGACAGGCUCCAAAACGGAAGUCUGUAAGGAGAGGAAGAAAACAACCUUCAUUGAAAAAGAAACUUCGGAAAUCUGUACCUGCCCCUGAAAAAACAACAUCUAGUGAUUCAGUGGAGGAAGAAACUUUGGCAGACUCUGACACACCACCCAUGUUGGAGAAAGAGCAACAGUCAGGUAUAGAAAGUAGUAGCAUUUCUUCUGUUCAAACAGAUGGAGAAAAUCAUUUGGUUAAUUGCUUGAAAAGUUGCAGUGAACAAACAGAAGAAAAUGAACAAACCAAGAAGCAUGUGCUAGAUGAAGAAGUAGAAUUUUUAUAUUCUGAACCUUACACUCAAGAUCCUCCUAUGCUUGUUGGAGAGGAUACAGGUAUAGAGACUAAGGAGUUAGGUGUGGAGCAUGAGGUUUCUACAGAUACUUCUGUAAAGGGAAGUGACCCAUUAGGAAAUGAAGAGCAGACAUCUGGAAGUACAGAGUCAGAGGUACAGGCACUUGUGUGUGCAGAGAGCCCCCCUGAUGAUUUUCUCCCGUGUCCAGCUUCUGACAUUGAAGGACCUCAACCAGUGUCUAGUCCCCUGGGUGAAAGAUCUGAAAAUAUAGGGUCAGUGAUCAAUGAUGAAACAAUAGAGGAGGAUCUCACAGUAGAAAGUACUGAUGGGAAAGAUUCGCCAGUAAACAUAGAAGCAUUUGAAGAGAGCCUCAAAUUGGAAUCUUGUGAGGGUGAAAUCACACACACAUUGGACAGGCACUGUGUUGCCAGCUUAGUCACUGAGUUGCCUGAGCAUGUUCAGACUGUAAAUACAGAAAUAAUGCCAACACACGAUACUUCAGACAAUGAAAAUUCCGGUGCUAUUCAAGAUUGUGAAGACAAUUUAUUAAAGCAUAAUCUUGACAACACCCAACUGGACAAAUCUUCAGAAGAAAAGAAAGAGUCUCUGAGUGAGCAUCCCCUACCUAUAGAGUUUUCUGAUACACAGACUGAACAGAGUGAGAAACACUUUAGUGAAGAUAACAAUGAAACAGUACCUAUGGAGUGCGACUCAUUUUGUAGUGACCAGAAUGAGUCUGAAAUGGAAUCAUCUGUAAACACUGACUCCAAACAGUCCAGUGAAAAUUCUGUGACACACAGUUCUGAAAACAAGCUCUCUUUUGAUCAUCCUGCAGUUGAGAAGGUUGAAACUGUAGCUCAACCAGCUGAAAGCCUACUGGACAAAGCCCCAAAGCCUCGUACUCGAAGAUCUAGAUUUCAUUCUCCAUCUACAACUUGGUCUCCUAACAAAGACACUGCACAAGAAAAGAGGCGGGCUCAGUCUCCAUCUCCUAAGAGAGAGACUGCAUUAGAAAGCAAGGAUUCUCAGUCACCAUCCCCCAAGAGAGAGUCUGCUAGAGGACGGAGAAAAUCUCGUUCUCUUUCACCAAAAAAAGAUGUGGCCAGAGAAGGGAGGCCGUUUCGGUCUCCAAAGAGAGAGGAUGCUAAGGAAGCCAAAAGAUCGGAGUCCAUAUCCCCUAGACGCGAUGCUCCUAGAGAGAACCAGAGAUCUCAAUCCAGAGUGAAAGACUCUUCCUCAAGAGAACAGUCUAGGUCCCGGAGCAGAGAAAGAGAGAGCGAGAGAGAUGGCCAGAGGAGAGAUCGAGACAGAGAAAGGAGAGUCAGAAGAUGGUCAAGGUCCAGGUCUCGCUCUCGAUCACCAUCAAGAUUGAGAACAAAAAGUAAGAGUUCAUCAUUUGGUAGAAAUGAAAGAGAUAGUUACUCUCCUCGGUGGAAGGAAAGGUGGACAAAUGAUGGCUGGAGGUGUCCUCGAGGUAAUGACCGGUACCGAAGAAAUGACUCAGAGAAACAGAACGAAAAUACAAGAAAAGAAAAAAAUGACAUUUCUGAUACUAAUGAUCCAAAUUCCACAGAUAAGCAUAGGAAUGACUGUCCCACUUGGGUAACGGAAAAAAUAAACUCUGGGCCAGAUCCAAGGACCAGAAAUCCUGAAAAGUUAAAAGAUUCCCACUGGGAAGAAAAUAGAAAUGAAAAUUCAGGGAAUUCUUGGAGUAAAAACUUUGGUGGCUCUGGCUGGAUCUCCAACCGUGGUCGAGGUGGCCGAGGGAAAGGCACUUACAGAGGUAAUUUUGCCUACACCGAACAGAGCGAGAACAGGUGGCAAAGCCGUACACCCCUUUCAGGGAGUGACUCCUUCAAGUCUGUGGAGCAGCAACCCUCUAAGCGAAAAAGUGAGCAAGACCUCUCUUUCGGUACGCCUGCAGACAGGUCAGGAUGGACAUCUGCCUCCAGUUGGGCGGUAAGAAAGACUCUGCCAGCAGAUGUACAGAACUAUUACUCUCGGCGUGGGAGGAACUCUUCAGGUCCACAGUCUGGGUGGAUGAGACAAGAAGAGGAAGCACCUGAACAGGACUGUAACUUAAAAGACCAAACAAACCAAGUUGAUGGUUCUCAGCUACCUGUAAAUAUGAUGCAGCAACACAUGAACGUAAUUCAACCCCCAAUGAACCCACAGCAUCAGCCUAUGAGCAUCUUCCCAUACCCAGUGGGUGUGCAUGCUCCUUUGAUGAAUAUGCAGCGUAACCCAUUCACCAUGCACCCUCAGCUGCCCAUGCAUCUCCACACAGGAGUGCCUCUCAUGCAGGUAGCUGCCCCUGCCAGUGUACCUCAGGGACUGCCACCACCACCCCCUCCCCCACCAUCCCAGCAGGUCAGCUACAUCGCUUCUCAACCAGAUGGGAAACAAGUGCAGGGCCUUCCAAGUGCUUGUCAUGUAAGUAAUAACAUGACUACACAAGUCUUACCUGCUCCAGCAGCAGCCCCAGGAAACACAGGAUCAGUUCAGGGACCAAGUUCUGGUAAUACUUCAUCAUCAAGUCACGUCCAAGCCUCUAAUGCUGCUGUAAAAUUGGCAGAAAGCAAAGUAAGUGUUCCAGUGGAAGCCAGCGCAGAUAGCUCGAAGACAGACAAGAAAUUGCAAAUUCAAGAAAAAGCAGCACAGGAAGUAAAAUUGGCUAUUAAGCCAUUUUACCAAAAUAAAGACAUCACCAAGGAAGAGUACAAAGAGAUUGUACGGAAAGCAGUGGACAAAGUUUGUCAUAGUAAGAGUGGAGAAGUCAAUUCUACUAAAGUGGCAAAUCUGGUUAAAGCCUAUGUAGACAAGUAUAAAUAUUCUCGGAAGGGGAGCCAGAAGAAAGCUUUGGAAGAACCCGUGUCUACCGAGAAAAACAUAGGCUGACAUGCAUGGAGAGUGCUUGCUGUACAGGACUCUGUCAAGAUGUCUGCAAAGUGCAAUUCAACGUAUACCCUUACUGAAAAAUCAGACAACUGUGAUCGAAAUCUGAUUUUGAUAAAAUUAUUUUUUUUAUUGUAGGAUAUAAUGUUUUGUUCUAAAUAUAGCUGUGCACUGCAACUUCUAUAUCUAACCCCCACCCUCAAUAAAACAAAUUCAAGGGAAAAUCAAGGGUGUAAUGGAAUGUGCGUUUUUAUCAGGAAUGUGUUCUAGUGUGGAUACUAGAAGAUGGACAGCUUCUUAAGUGGGGAUGCGCUGGUGUCAGAAGACAUAUCUCUAUCUCUAUAUAUAAUACAUUAUUCUGUCAGGCUGAAAAGUCAAGUAGGGCCUUUAUGACCUUCCCCGUCUAACUGUAGAAAUUUAAACAUGUAUUGCCACUAAUAUUUCAGAUAUUAAUAGAACAUAUCAAUUACAGGUCCCUCCCUGAUGUACUUUUGAAGCACAUAUCUGAGUAAUUGCUUAGAAAGAAAGCAAAUCAUCAUGAGUAAGACUUAGCUUCACACAUGCAGGUGCUCUUCACCUGCUAUCAACAGAUCAAGGGCACACUGUGUGUAUUGCUUUUGUUCCUGUCUCUCCCCACCUAGAAAAAAACAACAGCAGUUUCAUUUGCUAGAUUACAAGUUUGCCAGAUCAAAGCUUUGUUGAGUUUAGACGACCAAUUAGGGAGAAAGCUAGCUUUUUAAAAACUAUGUUCUUUCAUUAUACCUUCUAUCUCUCAGUUAUGGCAAAUUAUUUGUGCCAAGUGGAGAAUUGCUACUAGGUAGCGACUUUCCUUUUAUUAGGACUAAGAAUACCUACUCUACUGGCUUCAGGUUGUUGGUGAACUGUCGGGUCAUGAUGAAGUUCUCACACUGCAGAAGUUCCCGAAUGCUUACAGUGAAGGGAGUGUUAAUUUGGUGAUUGGUAGCCAUGCUGCAGAAUUCUAGGUCUUCUAACAUGUGUCUGACAGAAGGAGAGAGAAGUUAAAUAAUGAUGUUUUUGCUUAGGUUAUCAGGGACUAGAGUUUGUUUGCUUUUUUAAGCAUUGAGAUAUGUUAAUGUUUAUGAAAGGUGAGUUCAGAGUGCCCUGGCACUGUUCUUUUCAUCGGCAUCUAGAAAAGUGAAUUCUGUGAUAAAUUUAGAUUCUAGAUACAAUUUUCAGGAUAUUAAAUAGUUGAACAGAUACCGAAUGAUAAUGGAUCCAAGUUGAGCACACUCGGUGAGGCCUCCCGCUCCCUCACUCACAGGAGUUGCUCUGUGAGGCUAGUUUUGAUAGGCAGAAUAAUUCAGAGAUUUUGAUCCCAGAGUGAUUACACUAGUGGGUAAUAAGCUUUGUUAGGUUAUGAUUACAGUCCUAAAAUACUUCCAAACAGUUUCUUGAUCUUUAUGUCUACAUUUCUGGGCAUUUAUGAUGCAAUAUGGUCUCGAAGUCAGAGAUCCGCCCACCUCUGCCUCCCAAGUGCUGGAAUUAAAGGCUUGUGCCACUACCGCUUGGCUAUGAUGCAGUAUUUUACAGGCAUUUUUAAUUAGCUUGUGUUUAGAUUUUGAUGGCAGAAGUUUGGAUAUAGUUUCAAGGACCAGUGGCACACCUUCUUCAUUUCAGUUCAGGAUCCCACAGACAGUGGUGUGGGAUUCUCGUCCUCCACUGACAUUUGUGACAGAUUGCUGUUUGUGUGCUGACUAAUGAUGCAUCAUGUUCUCUCCCUGCAUUGUUUUCACUGACACCUGGGAAGUAAAUGGCAUUUUAAAGUUGGUUUUAUAUAAUUUAUCUUUCUCCAACAAGUUUGUAAGUUAAGCAGAAAAAAGGUGAUAGGGUGAAAUGUUUAGGUCUUAUAUCUUUGGGAGAACGCCACUAUUCUUGAAAUUAACGGGUGUGUGUUCCAUAUCUGAAAGGACGCUGGUAAGAGCAGUUCAGAAUAGUUAAUGAUUGUUAGCUAUUCUAGUAUAUUCUAAUAUGAGAAUAUAUUCUAACUGGAUUAAUAUAUGAACUUUUAAAGAAAGAGUUAGAAUAUGCAUGCUUUGUGUUAAGAAAUAGCAUUGCUUUUACAUCCUUGGUUUUUCUUUUUUUCCUAAAUUCACAUUGGUUUUGCAUGUGUAUAAACUUAUCAGUUUGUGGAGUUGCAGGUUCUCUUGAUCAUGACUCAGUAUUGACUUGACUUUGGAACCUUGGGCCCUUUAACUUGAUAGUCACAUUGAUCCAUGUUUCUGGCUGUAAAAAUGCCCAGUAGUAGUUACUCAUUAUUUUAACAUUCCAAAAAUUUCAUAUCUGUUUGUUGCUGUUCUGGUAACAACCACCACAUCAUCUCCAUUAUCUGCCUUUAAGUGGCCAUGGUGUGCACUGCUGACUGUUCAUGCAAAGAAAUGUGGCCUCAGAAGCAUAGUGGCUGCCCUGAGUCUUGACCUUGCAGUAUGAGUUGCAGUGCUGUGUGCUGAAACAACACUCUAAAGCCAGAUUGUGGUCUGUAAUAUAUCCUAAUAAAUUCUUUUGCUAAACAAAGUAGUGUCUUUAAAAUUUUAUUAAGUUUUCUGGGAAAUGAUGACUUUUAUAUCAUUUAAACCAUUUCCAAAUGUGUUGAAUUAUUUCUUGGAAAUUUACCAAAGUAAUGAGCAUCAUGAUUACAUUAACAUCCAGGCAAUAAAAAAAGGUCAGAGUUAGCUAUAAGCAUAUAUUUUAAUAGUAGUUUUCCUAAUUAUAUAAUUACUUUUAGGAAAUUUAAAACAUUUAGUGAUUUCUAAAGAUAGAAGAGACUGGGAAACAAGGAAAAGUAUCUGUAAUUCUACCAAAGUUAACUUCUUGAAUUUCAAGGCUGGCUGCAAUGGACAUUGCUAUGUUAUAACCUAUUCUUUUCAAUUCAUGUAUUGAGAAUAUUCCAUUUUAAUAAAAAUUAAUUUGACAGCAUGA